AUGGCUAAGAUUAGCACCCAGUACUCUCACUCCUCCAGGAACCACCUUACGGUCAGGGCAAAGGACACAGAUCUUGACCACCUUGAAAAUGGCUUCAACAGGACCCACCGGCCAUGUGAGGAGACAGUGUCAGGACUGCAGCACGGGAUCGCCAUGGAGACCAGAGGACUGGCCGGAUCCAGGCAAAGCUCCUUCACUGGCCCAGGGCCUGCCAGGUUGUCACGCCUCAUCAUCUCCCUGCGCUCCUGGGCUGCCAGGCACGUACACCGCGAGGACCAGAGACCGGACUCUUUUCUGGAGCGUUUCCGUGAAGCUGAGCUCAAGGAAGUGUCCAGCCAAGAAAACAAUGGCCGGUCAAACAUGGACAGCCAGGAGCCACCAGAUAGGCAGAGAAGAAAGCCCAGUGAAAAGAAGGAUGCCAUGGUGGUGGACCCCUCCAGCAACGUGUACUACCGCUGGCUGACCAUCGUUUCCAUACCUGUCUUCUACAACUGGUGUCUGCUCGUGUGCAGGGCCUGUUUUGAUGAGCUGCAGUCUGAGCACCUGGUGCUCUGGCUGGUCCUGGACUACGCUGCAGAUGUCCUCUAUGCCCUGGAUAUGCUGGUGCGAGCCCGGACAGGCUUCCUCGAGCAAGGCUUGAUGGUCAAGGAUGUGGAAAGGCUGUGGAAGCAUUACACAAACAGCUUGCACUUCAAGCUGGAUGCACUGUCCCUGGCCCCCACGGACCUGGCUUAUUUAAAGCUGGGCAUGAACUAUCCCGAACUGAGGUUCAACCGGCUGCUGAAGUUUGCCCGACUCUUUGAAUUCUUCGACCGGACAGAGACGAGGACCAACUACCCAAAUGUGUUCAGGAUUGGGAACCUGGUCUUGUACAUCCUCAUCAUCAUCCACUGGAAUGCUUGCAUCUACUUUGCCAUUUCCAAGUUCAUUGGUUUUGGGACAGAUUCCUGGGUUUACCCAAAUAUCUCCAACCCAGAGUAUGGGCGCCUCUCCAGGAAGUACAUUUAUAGUUUCUAUUGGUCCACCUUGACCCUGACCACUAUCGGAGAAACCCCACCCCCUGUGAAAGACGGGGAGUAUCUCUUUGUGGUCAUAGACUUUCUGGUGGGUGUGCUAAUUUUCGCCACCAUUGUGGGCAACGUGGGCUCCAUGAUCUCAAACAUGAAUGCCUCUCGGGCAGAGUUCCAGGCCAAGAUUGAUUCCAUCAAGCAGUAUAUGCAGUUCCGCAAGGUGACCAAGGACUUGGAGACACGGGUUAUUCGGUGGUUUGACUACCUGUGGGCCAACAGGAAGACAGUGGAUGAGAAGGAGGUGCUCAAGAACCUUCCAGAUAAGCUGAAAGCCGAGAUCGCCAUCAAUGUGCACCUGGACACCCUGAAGAAGGUCCGAAUCUUCCAGGACUGUGAGGCAGGGCUGCUGGUGGAGCUGGUACUGAAGCUGCGGCCCGCGGUGUUCAGCCCGGGGGACUAUAUCUGCAAGAAGGGGGACAUCGGUAGGGAGAUGUACAUCAUCAAGGAGGGCAGGCUGGCUGUGGUGGCCGACGAUGGGAUCACCCAGUUUGUGGUCCUCAGUGAUGGGAGUUACUUUGGGGAGAUCAGCAUUUUAAACAUCAAGGGGAGCAAGUCCGGGAACCGCAGGACGGCCAACAUCAGGAGCAUUGGCUACUCGGACUUGUUCUGCCUUUCCAAGGAUGAUCUGAUGGAGGCGCUCACCGAAUACCCGGAUGCCAAGAAGGCCCUGGAGGAGAAGGGACGGCAGAUCCUGAUGAAGGACAACCUGAUUGAUGAGGACCUGGAGAAGGCUGGGGCAGACCCCAAGGACAUUGAGGAGAAGGUGGAGCACCUGGAGUCUUCCCUGGACACCCUGCAGACCAGGUUUGCACGGCUUCUGGCUGAGUACAGUGCCACCCAGAUGAAAGUGAAGCAGCGUCUCAGCCAACUGGAAAGCCAGGUGAAGAUCUGUGGGAGCAGCCACCAGUCUGAUGGGGAUGCCCCUGAGGAGGCCUCGAGAGCAGAGGCCAAAGAGCAGUGA
Molecule: messenger RNA, 2031 nt
Organism: Condylura cristata (star-nosed mole)
Lineage: Eukaryota; Metazoa; Chordata; Mammalia; Eulipotyphla; Talpidae
Gene: CNGA3
Product: cyclic nucleotide gated channel alpha 3
Exons: 7
Coding region: 1-2031 (676 amino acids)
Biological process (GO): monoatomic cation transmembrane transport
Cellular component (GO): plasma membrane; intracellular cyclic nucleotide activated cation channel complex
Molecular function (GO): cGMP binding; intracellularly cAMP-activated cation channel activity; protein-containing complex binding
Source: RefSeq, a predicted model, not a curated record